AUGCAGAGAUUUCUUCGACCCCGAAUGGGGAAGGGAACCAUUCGUGAGUUGCCUUCGAAUGCUGAGAUGAUCGGCAGCUUGAAGAUUGCCUACGAGGUAGUGCUGAAGAAGCCCAUGGGCAUUGUCUUGGAAGAUGGACCCCAAGGGCCAGGAUUCGGAGUUGGCGUUGCAGACGUCCUGGAGACUGGCAGCGCGCAUCAGCUCCUCCAGGACGUGCUCUUUGAGGGGAAAGACUCCAUGUGGAUCCAGGAGGGCGACGAGCUUGAGGCGGUGAAUGGGGAGCCUCUGGACGGCUUCAAGGAGAAGGCGACCGAGCUCGUGAUGAACUCCGGGGACGAAGUGCGGUUGACUCUGUCCCGCCCGCGCAAAGGGUACAUCAAGGUGGUCUUCCCCGACGGAAAGUCCAUCACGUCCCCUCGGGCAGCGACUUUGGAUCGGCUCGCAGAAAAGGACCUUGCUACUGAUUAG
Molecule: messenger RNA, 468 nt
Organism: Symbiodinium sp. CCMP2592
Lineage: Eukaryota; Dinophyceae; Suessiales; Symbiodiniaceae
Source: the annotation of a GenBank genome assembly